CGACCCCGACCUCCCCCCCAGUCUCUCACCACCACCAAUCCAAAGCGACAUGGUCCUCUCCCUCUUUCCGUCUCCGCCACCCACCGCCCGCCCCUCCUCACAUCAUCGCGGCUCCUGCUCACCGCCAAGGGCCCUCUACGAUCCAGCGUCGAGCACGUGCGUCCGCGUGGUCCGCGCGGCCCGCCGCCGAUACAACUUGCCACGUCAGAUCGGAAUUAAAGGCGGUUUGCGGCGCGGCGCGGCGCGGCGCGGCGCGGCGCAGUGCAGCGCAGUGCAGAUGCAGGCGCAGGCGCAGGCGCAGCAGGCGCAGGAGUAGGCGAAAGGGCGGCGCUUGUGCGCGCUGACGCCCGCGCCGCCCGCCAACGCCGCCGCCGUUUUGCUGCGCGCGACUCCGUUUUCGACGAUCGAUGCGAGCGGUUAGUGAGGCGUGGAACGACCCAUGGGUCAUGCGCUCGCGCGCGCGCGCGCCUCUUGACGGACGCGAUCUGUGUGUCUGUUCGCUUUGGGCACUGAUGGCCGGCUGGGACGAGUCGCGCAGUCAUGGCGCCGCGUCGAUCCAGCACCGCUCGGCGAUAAUUCUGCGCGUCUAUUGGAAACUUCGGUGCGCGGUUGCGUGCGGGCUGGGCGGUGGAGAUUGGGCCGUCCCAUCGCCUUGCUGCAGCGGAGACAGCGGACGGCAGGGGCCGAGGCAGCCGCGACGUGCGCGUGCGUGCGCCGGCGGGCAUCUGAAGAGAGAACAGCUACUACAACUACCACCAUCUGGUCAUGACUCGACUUGGCGAGGCCCCCAGUCCGCGGAGUGGGAUUGCCCGGCGAAUGCCUCGCGCUGGUGCCUGCUGGCGGCGCAACACGCUCUCAACGCUGCGCAAUUGUCAGGUGAGCAGAGUCCGGAUCUGACGCCUUGCUGCUGCUCUGGGAAACCGCUAGCGGGCUGUGGGAAAGGUUAUUGUUCCUUUGGUGCGGCACGACUGCUUACGCCCGUACAUACGGCUGUCCGGAUGCGCGCCUGUGUGGGUGAAUGGCUCUACUUUUAGUCUGCUGACGAUGUUCGACAGGCCUCCCUGCCUGCGCCGCCGCACCCCUGCUUCCAUAGUCAACGUCCGUUUUGGGAUACGGUGUUGGCGGCUUCCAAGGCGACCAAGACGAGGGGUAAUGCUUGCGAUUUUGUUGUUCAGACAAUCGGC
Molecule: messenger RNA, 1184 nt
Organism: Aplosporella prunicola CBS 121167
Lineage: Eukaryota; Fungi; Ascomycota; Dothideomycetes; Botryosphaeriales; Aplosporellaceae
Exons: 1
Coding region: 408-1034 (208 amino acids)
Source: RefSeq, a predicted model, not a curated record